Molecule: messenger RNA, 6799 nt
Organism: Daphnia carinata
Lineage: Eukaryota; Metazoa; Arthropoda; Branchiopoda; Diplostraca; Daphniidae
Product: signal-induced proliferation-associated 1-like protein 1
Exons: 10
Coding region: 370-5913 (1847 amino acids)
Biological process (GO): activation of GTPase activity; regulation of small GTPase mediated signal transduction
Cellular component (GO): cytoplasm
Molecular function (GO): protein binding; GTPase activator activity
Source: RefSeq, a predicted model, not a curated record
GGUGUGUGCGAGACUGCGAGAAUGACGUUUGGGGCCUUGGCGUCGGGGUCGCUUCAAACAUCAACAGCCACACCACAAUCACACAAAUCAGUGCUUCCAGUUUAUUAUUAUUUUUCGUCUUUCAAUCUCAAGUGAUGUUUGUGUUUCAAUGUGUCUGGAUUACUCUUUACUGCCGUUGACGUAGAAAUACUAAGGUUUUGUUGAUUUCGAAGUUGCAGCACCGCCCACCAUAGGACGCGCCUCUAGUAUACAAUAGUGCCGAUCCCGUGAAAGAAAGGGUGGAAAAAAAAAAACAAAAAACAAAAGAGGGAGUUUGGAUAGGAAGCCGGAAGAGGAAUCCGGAUGUCUGGGAUAAGAUGAGCGAAUGUCAUGUCGACAGUCACAGCCUCUUCCUCUUCUUGCUCGUCAUCCAUGGCGCCUUCACGCUCGGCAACUGCCAAUUUGACGAUCAAUAACAAGAUGGAAUUCGUUUCGGCCGGCGAAUCCGGCCCGCCCACUAGGAUGUUUCAUCCGUCCAAUGCUCCCCAAACAAGUCAUCAUUCGCAACAGCAGCAACAACAACAACAACAACAACAACCUCAAUCACCAUAUCGAUUCGGAGCGCCCGACAGCCGGGCAUCGUACAGUGAACGGCGCGUGGGCAUCAAUAGCGGCCGCUCAAUGACCGCUCACAAUCAUCCGUCCGCAACGGGCUCAUCAUCUGCUGCUGCCGGGCUGCCGUGGCACCCGACCAACAACCACCAGGCGGGGGCCGAAUCCCAAGGCCCCAAGCCCGGCCGCUCCUUCAGCUCCGGCAUGGCGUCCCUCAGUCGUUCCAAUGGCAGUCUGGCCGGCACCGCUAACAAUUCGAUUCAUCCCGCCGCCAACAACGAGACGGACGCCAACGGCAACAGCAAACCGCGUUCCAGAACUCAGACUCCUGGGAACUUUGGAUGCGCUCUAUCGGCCGCAACGGGAGGUAGCGCCACUACCUCCGCCGCUGCCCAUGUGUUGGCCAGUCCGGCCAGUUCGAACGGUUCGGGAGGUGGCAAGCAGCGGACGCGCGGGGAUUUUGGCGGCAGUCACGGCUCGCUGGACGCUUUGGCCAGCGGCCCUGAGCGCGAGAGCUUUUUCGCCUUACUUCGCGACUUGGGCGCGCAGAGCAGUAGUGGCAGUAGCAAUGGCAACGGCAGUCUGGUGCCCAGUCGGUCCUCACCUGAGAGAGACUUGGACGAUCCCGUCCACGCCAAACCGGUCGGAUGCGCUCCCAGCAGGCUGGCCGAGCUCUUGAAACCCAACUUCCAUUCGGCCCGAACCGCCGUCUCCAACACGCAAUCAGAGCCCGCGGCGGCCGUUGUACCGUUGGCUGGCUCUUACUCGCUGGCCGUCCAGCAACAACAGUCCGUCAUGCUCCGACGAAGUACACCAGAGCCACCGCUCGGAGCAGGGAUGCAGCCACCGGUGGCUAGAAGCGCCACCUUACCGGCGGACGCGUCCAGCCCGAAACCUCGUUCCAAAUUCCAGCGAUUCUGGGAUCGCGAUCGUUCCAAUAAAGAGCACAAAGCGUCCAGCAUUCCGGCCACUACGGUCGCCAUCGCCAGCUCGAUUGUGGCCGUUCAACACGGCACCGCCACGUCCAGCAGCGCCACGUCGAGGUCCGCCUCGGAGCCGUCCAUUUUCAAGCGGCUUCGCGGCGGUGGGAGCGCGUCCAGCGGAAGCGGAUCUUCUUCAUCGUCCAAUUCCAAGGCGUUGAACGGAAUCUCUGCGUCGCCCGAGCCCGACCUGGCCGCCACGCUGGAACGCGAUGCCAGCGACAUGGAAGCCAGGCUGGACGAGCGAUUGAAGCGCAAAGCGUUCGCCCAUCACGACUGCCAGAGCAUGAGCGUCAAUCUGGGCUACGCUGCCCGUUUGCGCGGACUGCUCGCCCAGCGCCGCAACACGACCACAGGAGCGUCAGCCGCUUCCAUGGCGUCCGCUUCAUCUUCGUCUUCUUCUUCCUCUUCUUCUACCUCCUCUUCGACGGCCACUUCUUCGUCCUUGAACGCCGCAACGGCCGGCUCGUCCGGCAGCUUGUCGGGCAGUGGCAAGGGCAAAUUGAAGACGCAGAUGAGUUACCCUCCGGCCAUGGACGAUCCGACGGCUGGGCCGCCUCUACCCGCGCCCGCGGACGAGGUGGACACGGGCGAUGGCAAGAGCAAUCAGCUGCUGCAGAGCUGCCCGUUCUUCCGCAACGAGCUGGGCGGCGAGCCCGAGUGGUGCGUCGGCGUGUCGCGAUGUUCCAGCCCGCAGCUGCAGCAGCCUCAGCAGCAGCAUCCGUCACCGACGCUGCUCCAUCGGCCCGUCAGCACCUACGGUGUCAGCGUCCUGGAAUUCCCUCCAGGCAAAUCGCAUUGGCGGCACGGCAUUUGUCCCUACCAGAAACAACCGUCCGUGCUGGAACGCGGCGAUCAAGGCGCCUUCUAUUACGGCAACCAUUUCUACGCCCAAGAGCACCAAAAUUGGUUUGGAAUGGAUGAGAACCUUGGUCCGAUCGCCAUCAGCAUCCGGCGCGAGAAGAUGUCCCCUAGCGACGUGGAGUCGAACAACAGCCAUCACCACAAUCAUCACCAUCACAGCCAUCACAGUCAUCAGAAAGAUCAGUACAUUUAUCGCAUCAUCAUCCGCACCAGUGAGCUGGCCACGCUGCGCGGAACCGUCCUCGAAGAGGCCAUUCCUUCGUUAAAACCGCCCGGCCCUAAAGGUCUCUCCUUGCGAGAAGUCUUGGACAUGGUUUCGCCAGAAAUCCACCUGCCUUGUCUCCGACUGGCCAUUCCAGGACCCACAACGGAACAACAGCUCCUCAAGUUGGACCAGCAGGGACUAUCCAAUCACUACAAGGUUGGCAUCCUCUACUGCAAAGCUGGCCAAUCAACUGAAGAGGAAAUGUACAAUAACGAAGAAGGUGGCCAGGCGUUUGACGACUUUUUGAAUCUGAUCGGCCAGCGGGUCCGUCUGCGUGGCUUCGAGAAGUACAAAGCGGGUCUGGACAAUAAGAUGGACUCGACGGGCCUGUAUUCGCUCUACUCGCAAUAUCAAGAUCGUGAGCUCAUGUUCCACGUCUCGUCGUUGUUACCGUUCACGCCAAACAAUCGGCAACAGUUACUCCGCAAACGCCACAUUGGUAACGACAUCGUCACGAUCGUGUUCCAAGAACCGGGCGCUCUGCCUUUCUCGCCCAAGAACAUCCGGUCGCAAUUCCAGCACGUCUUCAUCAUCGUACGCGUUUUGCACCCGUGCACAGACCACACCCAAUACCAAGUGGCCGUCAGCCGUUCCAAGGAGGUGCCCAUCUUCGGGCCGCCUAUCCCUACUGGAGCAACUUUCCCCAAAUCACAGGCCUUUGUUGAUUUUUUGUUGGCCAAGAUCAUCAACGCGGAACACGCCGCUCAUCGAUCGCAAAAGUUUGCCACCAUGGCCACCCGUACUCGUCAAGAAUAUCUCAAGGAUUUGGCCACUAAUUACGUGACGGGAAACACGCUAGAUAGCGGUUCCAAGUUCCCAAUCCUGACAUUCAGCAGCCGAAAAAAGGAGCGUCUCAAGCCGAAAUUCUUUCCAGACGCCGUCCAGUCUGGCGCCAUUUGUUGGCAGGUGUCGGUCGAUGAUUUCAGCGGCGGUGGAGGAUCGGUUCGACAAACGGACAGUUUGCUGGGCAUUUCAAGCGAUAGUCUUGUCCUCGUCGAAGAAAGCACCAAGGAAUGUAUAUGGGCCGUCUCGUGUAAAGCCAUUCUUGGAUGGACGUCAUCCACGUCGAGCAUUAAACUCUAUUACCAUCAAGGUGAAUGCAUUACCGUUCAGGGUAGAGAUUGCGAAGCUGAUGAGAUUCCCGAAAUUGUGGCCCGUCUUCACGCCGUCACGUCGGGCUGUGGCACGCGUGAGCUCUCGCUCAGAAGGAACGCCGUAGGGCAGCUAGGAUUUCACGUUCAACCCGAUGGACUGGUAACGGAAGUCGAGCCUCACGGGCCAGCGUGGCAGGCGAGCUUGCGUCAAGGUUUCCGGUUGGUGGAGAUUUGCAAGGUGACGGUGGCAACGCUGAACCAUGAGCAGAUGGUGGAUUUGCUGAAAACUUCAGCCGUCGUCACGGUCACGGUCCUUCCGCCGGUCGAUCCAAACACGCCCCGACAAGGUUGCACGCUUCAGAGCUGUUCUUACAUCGUCGGCAGCAUUGAUGGCGAGUACGAUAACGUCGGCGUCAGUGGCGAAGGUGUGGACAACGGCAGUGCGACCGUACGCAGUUCGGGAGCCGUCCAGCAGCAGUCCGUUUCGAUACACAGCCGGCGCUUACGUUACGAGCGCAGCGUCUCUCCGCCGCGUUCCAGCAGCAGUUCCGGCUACGGGACGGGCAGUAGUUCCAGAUCGUUUACAGUGCAGGGAGCGGCCGCCCUGGCGGCUUCGGCCGCAGCCGCGGCCGGAACGGCCACCAUGUCCGCCGUUAUCCCGACCAACGCGGCGGAGGGCACGCUGAAGUCGACAUCUAGCGGCCAUUCGAGCGAUGACCCGUGGUACGAUUUUAUGCCGGAAGUACUCGAGGCGGAACUGCUGAACGGGCCAGGUGGUUCCACCAUAUCGCCUCCUCCGCUUCCAUCGAGGCAGGGCCCGCCGCCCAGCCGACUCCGUUCCGGCCACAGUUGCGACAAUUUCACACCUACCGCCAUUUCCGUCCACCAGCCGUCGACUCCGGCCGUGGAGAACGUGAAAUCGAGCAGGAGCCAAGAUCAAAUUUUUCCGCACGACGGAUCUUCGCCCGUUAAAAACCGGCCAGCCGGGCCCGUUUAUUCCACUCCGCCGAGCAAAGUGAAACCCAUAUUGGAGAGUCCCAGCCUGGUGGGCCGCAUGAGCAAUUACGAAGACCUGCGCAGGCUGCAGCAGACGACCGCCAACACUUCCGCCGUGCCUCAGGAAACGUCCGGUGGCAGCAAAGUCCGUCCAUUGAAUCCGCCCGAUUACCACCACGCCAUGCAGAGCCGUUUGGUGGCUCUCAAAUCGCCCGACCAGCAACACGGCCCCAACAAUCGAAAAUCGCCUUCGUCCACCUACACCUCGCGGAGCGAGGACGAACUGUCGGCCGGAAGCGCCAACAGCUUGUCGCCGCGAAGCCGCCGCAAGCACAGCAAGAACAAUGGUGCCGGAAAUUUGACUCCGUCCAGCGGCAGCAGCCGAAAUCAGAGCCCUCGCAUGUUCGUCGAGGCCAAGUUGAAGUCCAACGCCAACGGGAGCGUCUGCAGUGGGGGAAGCGGAGGCAACGGACAGAAGCGUUCCAGCACCAAUCUGCAAGAAGAUCUGCUCCGGCUCAUCAGUCCCGAUGCGGUCGAUGAAGUGUCGGCCGACGAUUCAUCCGUCAUCGUAACUCACGCUCGACCAGCCAACGCCGUCCUCUCGUCCGCCAACUCAUCCGUCCAGUCAGCAGAUAUGGCUGACCUUCCAGACUCGGAGGAGAUGGACUGGUCUCGUUUAGUGCACGCUGCUGCCCGAGCCAUCCAGGGCGCCGCGACAACCAUGGCUUCGGCUCAAGAAGAUGUCGACGACGACUUGAUGGAUGAUGAAGUCGAGGAACCCACGCGCGAUGGCAGUGAUAAUCAAGAUUCACUCACUUCGUGGAUAGAUGAUGUGACGGAAAAGCUACGUCUGGAAGCCGAAGCGGCUGAAAGUCCGCCGGGCGGAAUCGGCUCGACUCUUGUGAUGGAUGAUGUAGUGCAAUUACGGAUGAGUCAACUAGAACAACAUGUCGGUUCGCUGGAGAACCGUUUACGCGGCGAAGAGGAUAGGAGACAAGCCCUCGAGGCUGAAAUCCGCCGGUUGCGGGAGGCGAAUUCACGUCUCGCCGGUGAAUCUCAGACGGCGGCGCAACAACUGAAACGCUUUACGGAUUGGUUCUUCCAGACAAUUGAACGACCGUAAAAGAUUGCGGACAUAGCCAAUUAUAAUAUGGCGGCCUUACUCCCACUUAUCAAAGAAAGGAAUUCACACUGUCGUGUUUCUUUUUUUUUUUUUGCAUUCAAUCCUUUUGUUCUUUUCGCCAGCAUUUUUUUUUCUAUUGAAAACGAUCUUUUUUGUUUCCGCGAUCGUCCUAAUGGCCUUUCCCACCAACAACUGUCACUUAUUUCCUGUCUUACUUUAUUUUUAAAAAAUAUUUUACGGCCAUACUCUUUUUUUUUUUUUUUUUUUAGAACCAAAGUGUGUUAUUAUCGUCUGCGAAAUGUGUCUUUGUUUCAUAUAACUUCAUCAUUUACCUGGGCCGUUGUGUACAAAAUGUAUUUUUCUUUUUGUCCGUCUACUACAUUUUGUUUUGUUUUUCUUCCUUUUUGCAAUUCCAGUAAGAAGUGCGUUUGCUUUGGCUCGGAAAGAAGGCUGUGUUUGUCCUGCCCUAAUGUUUCUUAACUAUUAUGCGUACCUCGUUUUCCGCAUCAGACUCAUCGAAAUUUCUUGUUUUUCGUCUCGGUUUUUUUUUUUUCUUUACACGUUCGAAAUUGUAAUUCUCCGCCUACCACACGCCUUUUACAGAGAUUUGGUAUUCUUUAUAUAACUGCCCGACUUUUUCGAACAAUCACUACACUCUGCCUUUUUAUACAUACAAAAAGAAAGAAAAAAAAAUAACUAAGAGAAAUUUGUUGUUCGUUACCUCAUCGCGGGGUAAUGUAAAGGAUCAAUAAUUUUAGCAGUUUUGAUGUUCUUUUUUGUUGUUUUCUAUCGUCCGCGAUUUAUCGAAUCCGUCUCCUUCAGAAACAGUAUUUGAAAGAGUUGUAUUUACAUAUGACAAUACAAUGGAUUCUUUUUUUGCUUACAA